Messenger RNA from Equus quagga, 1668 nucleotides. Its product is annotated as solute carrier family 22 member 20. The record is from RefSeq and is a predicted model, not a curated record. Gene Ontology annotation, molecular function: transmembrane transporter activity. Gene Ontology annotation, biological process: transmembrane transport. Lineage: Eukaryota; Metazoa; Chordata; Mammalia; Perissodactyla; Equidae. The transcript is spliced from 10 exons. Gene Ontology annotation, cellular component: membrane. Bases 1 to 1668 code for a protein of 555 amino acids.
AUGGCCUUCACAGACCUGCUGGAUGCCCUGGGUGGCGUGGGUCGCUUCCAGCUCAUCUACACGGCCCUGCUGCUGCUGCCCUGCAGCCUGCUGGCCUGCCACAACUUCCUGCAGAACUUCACGGCCGCCGUGCCCCGCCACCACUGCCAGGGCCCUGCCAACCACACUGUGGCUGUCACUGACAACUCAGGAGCCUGGCUGAGGGCCACCGUGCCCCUGGACCAGCUGGGGGACCCCGAGCCGUGCCGGCGCUUCACAGAGCCUCAGUGGGCCCUCCUGAGCCCCAACACCUCCGUCCAGGGGGCGGCCACGGAGGGCUGCAGGGACGGCUGGGUCUACGACCGCAGCGUCUUCCCGUCCACCAUCGUGAUGGAGUGGGACCUGGUGUGCGAGGCCCGUGCCCUCCGCGACCUGGCUCAGUCCAUCUACAUGGCCGGGGUGCUGGUGGGCGCCGCCGUGUUUGGCACCCUUGCAGACAGGCUGGGUCGCAAGGGCCCCCUGGUCUGGUCGUACCUGCAGCUGGCAGUUUCGGGGGCCGCCACGGCGUACGUCAGCUCCUUCAGUGCCUACUGUGUCUUCCGGUUCCUGAUGGGCAUGACCUUCUCCGGCAUCAUCCUCAACUCCCUCUCUCUGGUUGUGGAGUGGAUGCCCACCCGGGGCCGGACCGUGGCAGGGGUCUUGCUGGGGUACUCCUUCACCCUGGGUCAGCUCAUCCUGGCCGGAGUGGCGUACCUGAUCCGCCCCUGGCGGUGGCUGCAAUUUGCCGUCUCUGUUCCUUUCCUAGUCUUUUUCCUCUACUCUUGGUGGCUGCCAGAGUCAUUGCGCUGGCUCCUCCUUCACGGCAAGUCCCAGCUCGCUAUGCAGAACCUGCGCAAGGUGGCUGCCAUGAACGGGAGGAAGGAGGAAGGCGAAAGGCUGACCAAGGAGGUGGUGAGCUCCUACAUCCAGAGUGAGUUUACAAGCAUCCGCACCUCCACCUCGGUCUUGGACCUCUUCCGAACCCCGGCCAUCCGCAAGGUCACUUGCUGUCUCAUGGUGGUCUGGUUCUCCAACUCCAUGGCUUACUACGGCCUGGCCAUGGACCUGCAGAAGUUUGGGCUCAGAGUCUACCUGGUGCAGGUCCUGUUCGGGGUCAUAGACAUCCCGGCCAUGCUGGUGGCCACCACCACCAUGAUCUACGUGGGCCGCCGGGCCACCGUGGCCUCCUUCCUCCUCGUGGCUGGGCUCAUGGUGAUCGCGAACAUGUUCGUGCCGGAAGAUAUGCAGGCCCUGCGCACAGCCCAGGCGGCGCUGGGCAAAGGCUGCCUGGCCAGCUCCUUCAUCUGCGUGUACCUGUUCACGGGAGAGCUGUACCCCACGGAGAUCAGGCAGAUGGGGAUGGGCUUCACCUCGGUCAACGCCCGCCUCGGGGGCCUGGCGGCACCCCUGGUCACCAUGCUCGGGGAGUUUGGCCCGGUCCUGCCACCCGUGGGUUUCGGAGCCACCUCGAUCCUGGCUGGGCUGGCUGUCUGCUUCUUGGCUGAGACGCGCAACAUGCCCCUGGUGGAGACCAUUGAGGCGAUGGAGAGGAGAGUCAAAGCAGGCCUUUCAAGGAAGGAUGCAGAACAGAAGAGUGAAGAUAUUUCUCUUCAGCAGCUGGGGGCUUCUGCCCUUAAAGAAACCAUCUAA